AUGCUGAUAGGUAUCAAAAUAACUCAAGUGAAAAUCUGGUUGAGUAGCCCCUUGUCAAAUGUUUUAUCACCAAAGUAUGUCGCGAAUCGUCAGCGAGUCAAGGCUAAGUCAAGUUCGUCUACACAAAAGACGGAAGUGCUGGAUGUUUACGAAGGAGAUACAGAAAAGUCAAAGCUCACUCUUGUGGACAAGGGUUCCCGUCCGAUCAAAGCGUUAUAA
Molecule: messenger RNA, 219 nt
Organism: Opisthorchis viverrini
Lineage: Eukaryota; Metazoa; Platyhelminthes; Trematoda; Opisthorchiida; Opisthorchiidae
Exons: 1
Coding region: 1-219 (72 amino acids)
Source: RefSeq, a predicted model, not a curated record